Molecule: messenger RNA, 438 nt
Organism: Pongo pygmaeus (Bornean orangutan)
Lineage: Eukaryota; Metazoa; Chordata; Mammalia; Primates; Hominidae
Exons: 3
Coding region: 1-438 (145 amino acids)
Source: RefSeq, a predicted model, not a curated record
AUGUUGACGCGGCUGGUCCUCAGUGCGCACCUGAGUAGCAAGACCUCUCUGGCCUGGACGCACGCUGCCAUCAGCUGGGAGCUAGACAACGUGCUGAUGCCUAGUCCCAGAAUCUGGCCCCAGGUGACUCCGACAGGCAGGUCUUCCUCUGCCAGGAGUGAGGGUAACACCUCCUCACUCUGGAAUUUCUCAGCUGGGCAGGAUGUGCCUGCCAUAGUAACCAGAACCUGUGGGUCUGUGCUGAGCUCUGCCGCCUACACCCACGGCUGUGGCUGUGUGAGGUCUGCCACAAACACUACCUGUCAGUCCUCAGGACAACAAAGGCAGGAGGCCCGGCAGGAAGAGGAGAACUCAAUCUGCAAGGCCCAUGAUAGUAGAGAGGGCCGCCUGGGCUGCCCCCUCAGUGCUCAUCAGCCUGGUUCCCGUGGUCCUAACUAG